GUGUGGGGGUGUCGUCCGAGUAUUUGGGGCCCCUCGCUCAGGCACAUCUACCUCACCCCUCGGGACACUGGCGCUACGAGCAGAUAGCGGGAGAGUUUCCACUGGGGUGUUAAAAAUCUGCCUCGAGGUUUUGAGGGUCUUCUUUCAGCUCUCGGUACAUUUAAGAGUCCGGGUUUUGGAGUCAGAAAGACUUGUGCCUCCACCGCUUAUUGCUUCUGAUAUUGAGAAUUUGAAAAGAUCCCCUUGUUUAUGAAGACAGCACCAUCAGAAAUUGAUCCCAAAGACAAUCCGGACUUGGCUUGCCUCCAGUCAAUUAUUUUUGAUGAUGAGCGAUCUCCAGAAGAACAGGCCAAGAUCUAUAAAGAUGAGGGCAAUGAUUACUUUAAAGAAAAAGACUAUAAGAAAGCUGUGAUUUCCUACACUGAAGGAUUAAAGAAGAAAUGUGCAGACCCUGAUUUGAAUGUUGUCCUUUAUACCAACCGGGCAGCAGCACAGUACUACCUGGGCAAUUUCCGUUCUGCACUCAAUGAUGUGAUGACUGCCAGGAAGCUAAAACCCAGCCACCUGAAAGCAGUAGUAAGAGGUGCCUUAUGCCAUCUGGAACUGAAAAACUUUGCUGAGGCCGUGAGCUGGUGUGAUGAGGGACUGCAGAUAGAUGCCAAAGAGAAGAAGCUUCUGGACACAAGGGCUAAAGCUGACAAGCUGAAGCGAACUGAACAGAGGGAUAUAAGGAAAGCAAAAUUGAAAGAAAAGAAGGAGCAGAAUCAGAAUGAGACUUUAAUCCAGGCCAUCAAGGCUAGGAACAUCAGGUUAGUUUCUGAAGCUGCCGGUGAAGAUGAAGAUGCCGCCUCAGAAGGUUUAGCUGAGCUUUUCCGGGAUGGGCUUAUCUCUGAGAACCCCUACGGAGCCAGAGUGAGUCUCGAUGACCAGGGCAGGCUGAGCUGGCCUGUGCUCUUUCUGUACCCAGAGUGUGGGCAGUCGGACUUCAUCUCUGCCUUUCACGAGGACUCCAGGUUUAUUGAUCAUCUAACGGUGAUGUUUGGUGAAACGCCCUCUUGGGACUUGGAGCAAAAAUACCGCCCUGAUAAUUUAGAGGUCUACUUUGAGGAUUCAGAGAGAGCAGAACUAUACCGGGUGCCUCCUGAGAACACCCUGCUGCACACACUGCAGCACCCCAGGUACUCUGUAAAAGCCCUGACACCAGCAUUUUUGGUAUGUGUAGGAUCCUCUCCUUUUUGCAAGAAUUAUCUCCGGGGGAGAAAGGUGCACCAGGUAAAGUGACCAAGCCAGGCUGUGGGAGCCAGACCCCUGGACCUCCUCCUUCACCCGCCUGUGGCCGAAGUCCAGCACACUUGAUUCAGCUCUGAGAUGCCAUUUCUCUCUCUCUCGGGACAGUGCUUCCUAGCCUCUGGCUAGGGAAGUUGGCGCUGACUUCCCUGGACUGUAGCCUUUCUGGCCAAAAUGCUGAGCUCCAGCUGGUCUCCAUUCUCCUCUGCUGACAAAAAACUCUGUGCCUUGGUCCUGUCAUCCUUGGACUCCCUGUGAGCUAGCUGUAUUACUACCAGCCUCCAUCUCAGAAGAGACCAUCUAUCGCAUUUAACACAGCAGCUGACCCAAGUGACUAACUGGCCUGCAGAGACUGGCUCACGAUCCAGUGACAUGGCUCUGGACCUCUGUGGAGUUAAGAUGACUUAGAAAAGCUACCCCUCAAAUUGCACUUACUCAUAUAAGCAAAUUGUGCAUAUAAUUUUAAGGCAUUUACUGAAUCGCUGAAGGCCAAGCUAAGAUACACUAGCCUCCAGCUAUUUGGUGAGCACAGGGGGAAUUGUGUGGGAUGUGGUAGAGAUGCCCUGGGGUGAGAUGGGGCCAGGAAAGCCAGGUCCCAUUUCCACAUUUAUAAACAGCAUGCAAACAGGUCCUUGGUACCUCUAAAGAUACAGUCAGUGCUCCUGAUCUUUGCAGGACAGAGGUCUACCAUAGACUUGAGCAGUGGCCCCUGAAUUCCUCUCCAGUUUCCACAUCUUAGGAUUUUGUGCCUUUUAAACUGAAAAAUCUUUUUGUAUGUUGGAUGAUUGUCACAGGUUGUAUUUUUGUUUACAGCUAUCUUUGCUCCCUUUACCUAUUUAGAGGCUUUUGUAUGUAUGUCCUUGCCAGUAGUUACCUGCCUUCUUGUAGCCCCCGCUCCCUGCAGGGAUGCUUCUGCUUCUCUAGCAUUGGGCUUAGUUGUGCAACUUGACUUCAAAGGGAUGUUAGCGACGUGACGGGUGCCGUGUUCCAACAAGUGUGAACUGCCAUUGCGUGAGAGAUGUGCGCUGUUUUCCUUCUGCCAUGAGAACACGUGUCCCAGAUACAAGCUCUUUCUUCAGCUUGGGAAAGGGGUGAAAAGGGACUUCAAAUAAUAGACUGUUAGACCACAGGUUGAAUCCUGGUGGCUGCCGACUUGGUGCGGCCACAGGUAAGGCACUACCACUUGGAGUCUGUGGGACUUCUGUACAAAAUGGUAUGUGAAGGACCCAGCACAGUGCCUGGAACAUGGUUAUUCAGUAAUUUCUGUUAAGUGAACUGUAUCCAGGGCACAUCUAUGCUGACCGAUAGUGCUAGUUCAGCGGUUCGCAGCCAGGGGUGAUUUUGCCUCCAGCAGACAUUGGGCAGUAUCUGGAGACAUUCUUGGUUGUCACAACUCAGUGGAGUGCUGCUGGAAUCUAGUGGGUCAGGGACGGUGCUAAACACCCUGCAAUGCCCAGGAAAGCCCCCAGUAGCAAAGAAUUAGCCAUCCCAAAUGUUGAUAGUGCUGAGAUUAAAAAACCUUGCACUAAACCAAAAAAAUAAAAUGAAACUUUCAUUCA
Molecule: messenger RNA, 2846 nt
Organism: Loxodonta africana (African savanna elephant)
Lineage: Eukaryota; Metazoa; Chordata; Mammalia; Proboscidea; Elephantidae
Gene: TTC4
Product: tetratricopeptide repeat domain 4
Exons: 10
Coding region: 250-1281 (343 amino acids)
Biological process (GO): protein folding
Cellular component (GO): nucleus; cytosol
Molecular function (GO): Hsp70 protein binding; Hsp90 protein binding
Source: RefSeq, a predicted model, not a curated record